CUGAGCAGUUUGACAGCACACCAGAGGCUCUUAAGAGAAUCUGUACCACUCCACACGAAGACACGGAGGACUACAGGUGCUUGCAACCCACACUGUUUCUGCUGGUACCUGCUUCAACCUCUGCCUCCCAAGCUAUGUUGAUCCUAUCCUGUCCUUCCAAGUUGCAGUUCCUGGAAGGGCUGCUGAAGAAAAGCCUUCCUCAGACACUUCAGGUCUAUGGUGCAGUCAUGAACAUAAACCGUGGGAACCCAGUGGGCCAUGAGGUGAUUGUGGAUUCUUGGCCAGAUUUCAAGGCGGUCCUGACUCGUCCACAGAGAGAGGCUGUUUCUAACAGUGCAGAUUCCUUUAACAAUAUAUAUGCAGCAUUUUAUCGGGAUCUUGAUGCGUACCGGAGACUGUUGCUGGACACAGAUGCCAUCAACUGGGACCAAGCCUUUUCUCUCUGUGGGAACCAUGAUGGGAUAUACGAAGUCUCUAAAGAUGCUGUUGCUGUCAAGAAAGUCCAGUUGACUGCAACCCCCUACUUCAUCUACCUGAACCCCAAGCCAAAUAAACAGCCUCAGCCCCGGUUAAAUCCAGGCUUCACCCUUUCCUCCUUGAAUAGCUCCCACAUUGACCUGCUAAAUGAAACGUGGCACUAUGGGGGCAGUGAACACAGCCGGAGAUACCUGGCCAACAUGGUGCGGUGCUUCCCCAGUACCUGCAUACUGGACUCCAAUGGUCAUCCUAUCAGCUGGAUCAUCAUGGAAUCUUGGGGCUCAAGUGGACACAGCUAUACCCUUCCAUCUCACCGCCGAAGGGGCUAUUCAGCUAUAGUGCAGAAGGCACAUAGCAUGCGUGUCCAUGCUGCUGGCUUCCCUGUAUAUGGCCUUAUUGCACUAGAUAAUACCCCCCAGCAGAAACUGCUGGUCUCCCUUGGCUUCCAAAGAUUAUCUGAACCAUGUCAUUACUGCAUCCAUUCUCCAGCUUCUCAGUGAGAGGAGGAGAGAGCAACAGUGGUUUUCUAGGAUCCUGCCCAGUCCUUCCACUCACCAGUCCUCUGAAUGAGAGAGGCCUAUCCACUAUUCAGUUUUGACUGCUCUUCAUCUUUGCAUUCCACGGUGUGUUUCUCUCUUCCUUUUGCGUUAUUGUAUUUUCCUCCUUUAAUCCUGAAUUUUUGCGGCCUCCCUUAUACAUUUGACUUUUGAUGUUUCAGUUCUCGUACAUUACACAGGAAGAUUACUCCUUAUGCUCAUUUAACUUG
Molecule: messenger RNA, 1243 nt
Organism: Lacerta agilis (Sand lizard)
Lineage: Eukaryota; Metazoa; Chordata; Lepidosauria; Squamata; Lacertidae
Product: glycine N-acyltransferase-like protein 3
Exons: 6
Coding region: 135-977 (280 amino acids)
Cellular component (GO): mitochondrion
Molecular function (GO): glycine N-acyltransferase activity
Source: RefSeq, a predicted model, not a curated record